CUUCCUAUUCAUCUCGCAGCUCAAGUUGAGAUCUAUAAAAUUUCGUAUCACAGUUUUUGGAAUCCUCAACUCGUCAGACUCGCUUCUUUGGGAUUAAGUAUCAGCAUCGGAUUAUCGAUAGAGAUGGGAGGAAUUCGAUUUUCUGGGAUUGUGUGUCUCUUAAUAGUUAUAGUAUCUACAGAUGCUCAGUUGCAGUUGGGAUACUACACAAAGAACUGCCCAAAAGCAGAGAAGAUUGUGAAGAACUUUGUCGAAGAGCACAUUCGAAAUGCUCCAUCUCUUGCAGCAGCACUCAUUAGAAUGCAUUUUCAUGACUGCUUUGUCAGGGGUUGUGAUGCUUCAGUGCUUCUGAACUCAACUUCGAGCAACCAGGCUGAAAAGGUCGCUCCGCCAAAUCUAUCACUAAGAGGGUUCGACUUCAUUGACAGAAUAAAGAGCUUAGUUGAAGCUCAAUGCCCUGGAGUGGUUUCAUGUGCUGAUCUUAUUGCUUUGGCAGCAAGAGACUCCGUUGUAGCAACAGGAGGUCCCUUCUGGAAUGUUCCUACAGGGAGAAGAGAUGGAGUGAUCUCAAGAUCAUCAGAAGCUUUAGCAAGCAUCCCAUCGCCAUCUAGCAACUUCACCACUCUCCAAACAAGUUUUGCUAAUCAGGGCCUUGAUUUGAAGGACUUGGUCCUGCUCUCUGGUGCACACACCAUUGGUAUCUCUCAUUGCACAUCGUUUACAAACCGACUUUACAAUUUCACCGGAAAAGGUGAUCAAGACCCAGACUUGGACAGUGAAUAUGCCGCUAAUCUGAAGGCAAAUAAAUGCAGAAGUCUAAGUGAUAACACCACAAUUGUUGAGAUGGACCCAGGGAGCCACAGGACAUUCGACCUUAGCUACUACACACUCGUGCUUAAGCGAAGGGGACUUUUCCAAUCUGAUUCUGCUUUAAAUAAAAGCUCAACCACUCUCAACUACAUCAAGCAGCUCGUUCAAGGUUCUGGGCCAAGCUUCUUUGCCGAAUUUGCCAAGUCGAUGGAGAAAAUGGGUCGGGUCAAUGUUAAGACAGGUUCAUCCGGUGAAAUUAGGAAACAAUGUGCAGUGGUGAAUAGCUAGAAAGUAGAAACCUUUGUUUUUUCUGUGUGAUUAUGUUUGUGUUUGCAUUAUAAUAAAUUAGUUUGUCUCAAUAAAGGAGGUCCUUCGGAGUGUUGUUUUCUCAUCGAAGUUCAUAUUCAUGUAAUUGCGUUAGCAACAAGUUAGUAUAUAUAAAAGAUGUCUGGAAGAUCA
This is a messenger RNA of Argentina anserina (silverweed cinquefoil), 1269 nucleotides long. RefSeq names its product peroxidase 3-like. Lineage: Eukaryota; Viridiplantae; Streptophyta; Magnoliopsida; Rosales; Rosaceae. Gene Ontology annotation, cellular component: plasmodesma; plant-type cell wall. The record is from RefSeq and is a predicted model, not a curated record. Gene Ontology annotation, biological process: hydrogen peroxide catabolic process; response to oxidative stress. Gene Ontology annotation, molecular function: peroxidase activity; heme binding.